CGGUGGACACAGUUUGCGUUUUGACGAAAAGAGCCCGGGAUGAGACAUCUCCGUGUUUGCGCAUUUUUUUUCCACCUUUCAAACACUUUAUUUUAUGUUUUUUCCAGCCUAGGAGGACGUGCGUUUUGACGCGUUCUCCGGGUGUGAAAUCCAGUUUCCGAAGAAUAAUAAAAGCAGGAACUGCUCGUAUAGCCAGGAUAUUGACAGUCUGUAAGUCAGCCUUGCUUUUUCUUUUUCCCUCCCCCGUUUUUUUUUUUUUUUUUUUUAAAUUUCUACUUUCGUGGUCCCUCUGCGUUCAGACCACAAACCACAGCGAUGCCAGAGACAACGCAAGAGACGUGCGCUUCGGCCAAGGACUCUCCUUUCUUCAUUAAGAACCUGCUGAACUGUGAUAGCAAACCAUCCAAGCCCAAGCCCGUACUGGCUGCCACCAAGGCGGCCAUAGAGGGAGGAUUUUCCCUUUCCCAGGUCGGGGACUUCAGCUUUCCACGCUUUGACCUGCCCGCUCAGAGGUUCAGUCUACCGGCUCACUACUUGGAGCGCACAUCGGCGUGGUGGUACCCCUACACCCUGAGCUCAGCCGCACAUCUACACAGAACCGAAGUCACCGAGAAACCAGGAGCCAGAGAUUCCUCUCCGACCUCGGGCACAGACAGAGACUCUCCGGACCUGGUCCUCAAAUCCGAACCAGACACCAAAGACGACGACGAGGACGAUGAGCACAACAACAACAAGAGCAGCGACGAGAUCAUCCUGGAGGAGAGCGACACGGAGGAAACCAAAAAAGACGAGCUGGAGGAGUGGAAGAAGCGAGACGAUGACAAGAAGCCGUGCCGCAAGAAGAAGACGCGCACGGUUUUCUCCAGGAGCCAGGUGUUCCAGCUGGAGUCCACCUUCGACAUGAAACGCUACCUGAGCAGCUCGGAGCGAGCCGGUCUGGCCGCGUCCCUCCACCUGACGGAGACCCAGGUGAAGAUCUGGUUUCAGAACCGGAGGAACAAGUGGAAAAGGCAGCUGGCCGCGGAGCUGGAGGCCGCCAACCUGAGCCACGCCGCGGCGCAGAGGAUAGUCCGGGUGCCCAUCCUCUACCACGAGAACUCGGCCUCGGAGAGCGGAGGCGCCGCUGCCAACGUGCCCGUGAGCCAGCCGCUGCUCACCUUCCCGCACCCGGGGGUCUACUACUCCCACCCCAUCGUCACAUCCGUGCCGCUGCUCAGACCGGUUUGAAAAUAAGCCGAGCUUUGUGGCACAAGUUGGUGUCUAUUUCCUAAAUUAACUCAUCACAAAAAAAGUACAAGAAAAAAAAAAAAAAAGUUAAAAAAGAAAAACAGACAUAAUAUUUUUAUACUUCUGAGUGAAUGAAGAAACAGAAAAAAAUAAGAAGAGACUGUCACUGUCAGGCCUACAUGGACCUAUUUUGGCAAAUAUAUUGUGUCAUUUUCCAUAAGGGUGCCGUUUACACGUGGUCCAACAAUUUAAAUCUCAUUAUUAUUAUUAUUAUUAUUAUUAUUAUU
Messenger RNA from Stegastes partitus (bicolor damselfish), 1514 nucleotides. RefSeq names its product H6 family homeobox 3a (gene hmx3a). Gene Ontology annotation, cellular component: nucleus. Lineage: Eukaryota; Metazoa; Chordata; Actinopteri; Pomacentridae. The transcript is spliced from 2 exons. Gene Ontology annotation, molecular function: DNA-binding transcription factor activity, RNA polymerase II-specific; RNA polymerase II transcription regulatory region sequence-specific DNA binding. Gene Ontology annotation, biological process: regulation of transcription by RNA polymerase II. The record is from RefSeq and is a predicted model, not a curated record. The coding region runs from base 316 to 1227 and encodes 303 amino acids.